AUCAUUGGCAAACUGACUGCCUCCGAAGGCAGCUGAAAACCAGGGGAAGACAAUUCUCUGCAGUCAACUUAUUUCUUUUGUUGUUUUUAAAAUCAUACUGUUGCAUUGUUUUUCUUUACAUCAUGAUAAUCGGUAUUUCUGUGCUGCAGGGAAUGGACUUAAAGUAGAAGACUGGGUGUUGUUCUAGAUUAUGACCUCAACCAAGAACAAUCGCUACAACCGUUUCUCUGGAGGUGCCGCGAACAUACCUGUGAUAGACAAUACCAGCAUUACAAGGAUGGAAACUACUUUUGGUCCAGCGUAUUCUACUGUUACAACCAUCACUAAAGCUGAUGGGACAAAUACCUUCAAGCAGCAUCGACGGACCCCGUCAUCGUCCAGCACCUUGACCUAUUCACCAAGGGAUGAGGAUGAUGUAAUGCCUCCUAUCAGUACUCCACGUCGGUCAGACUCAGCGAUAUCUGUUAGGUCUCUACACUCAGAAUCCAGUAUGUCCCUACGAUCUACAUUUUCUCUGCACGAAGAGGAAGAUGAGCAGGAACCAUUGGUUUUUGCAGAACAGCCUUCGGUGAAGUUAUGCUGCCAACUUUGUUGCAGUGUGUUCAAGGAUCCUGUCAUCACAACAUGUGGACACACAUUUUGUAGAAGGUGCGCCUUAACAUCUGAAAAGUGCCCUGUUGACAAUGCAAAGCUGACAGUUGUAGUUAAUAACAUAGCUGUGGCUGAGCAGAUUGGAGAGUUGUUUGUCCAUUGUAAAUAUGGCUGCCGGCCAGGUUCAAAUGGAAAACCAGGGGCCUUUGAAGUUGACCCACGUGGAUGUCCCUUCACUGUUAAAUUGAGUGGUAGAAAAGACCAUGAGGGCAGCUGUGACUACCGACCAGUUCGUUGUCCUAACAAUCCAAAUUGUCCCCCGCUCUUAAAAAUGAACCUUGAUGCUCAUCUUAAAGAAUGUGAACACAUUAAAUGUCCUCACUCCAAGUAUGGAUGCACGUUUGUUGGAAAUCAGGACACCUAUGAAGCCCACCUGGAGGUGUGCAAGUUUGAAGGUAUUAAGGAGUUCCUGCAGCAAACUGAUGACCGCUUUCAUGAGAUGCAAGUAGGCCUGGCUCAAAAAGACCAAGAGAUUGCCUUCCUUCGGUCAAUGCUUGGGAAACUCUCUGAGAAACUUGACCAGUUGGAGAAAUCACUGGAGCUAAAGUUUGAUGUUUUGGAUGAGAACCAAAGUAAACUCAGUGAGGAUCUAAUGGAGUUCCGAAGAGACGCAUCAAUGCUAAGUGAUGAGCUUUCACACAUCAAUGCCAGGUUAAACAUGGGAAUCCUGGGCUCUUAUGACCCUCAGCAAAUAUUUAAGUGUAAGGGUACCUUUGUGGGCCAUCAGGGUCCAGUUUGGUGUUUAUGUGUCCACUCUACUGGCGAUCUGCUCUUCAGUGGCUCUUCAGAUAAAACUAUCAAGGUAUGGGAUACAUGUACGACAUACAAAUGUCAGAAGACUCUGGAAGGACACGAUGGUAUAGUUUUGGCUCUGUGCAUUCAAGGGAACAAGUUAUACAGUGGCUCUGCAGAUUGCACAAUAAUUGUUUGGGAUAUUCCAGCUUUGCAAAAAGUCAAUACCAUCAGAGCACAUGACAAUCCAGUUUGCACUUUGGUAUCGUCUCACAAUAUGCUCUUCAGUGGCUCACUCAAAGCUAUUAAGGUCUGGGAUAUUGUGGGAACAGAUCUAAAUCUGAAGAAAGAACUCACCGGUUUGAAUCAUUGGGUGCGUGCGCUGGUGGCCUCUCAAAACCAUCUUUACAGUGGAUCCUACCAGACUAUCAAGAUCUGGGACAUAAGGACUCUAGAGUGUGUGCAUGUACUGCAGACUUCUGGUGGUAGUGUAUACUCCAUCGCAGUUACUAACCACCACAUUGUGUGUGGAACCUAUGAAAAUCUUAUCCAUGUAUGGGAUAUAGAAUCAAAAGAACAGGUUCGAACGCUGACUGGCCAUGUAGGCACAGUGUAUGCGUUGGCUGUAAUUUCAACACCAGACCAGACCAAGGUCUUCAGUGCAUCCUAUGAUCGAUCACUUAGGGUUUGGAGUAUGGACAACAUGAUCUGUACACAGACAUUGCUCCGUCACCAAGGCAGUGUUACUGCUCUUGCUGUGUCCAGAGGGCGACUCUUCUCCGGUGCUGUGGACAGUACAGUUAAAGUCUGGACCUGUUAGGACACGAGGUUGUAUUAAAUGUUUGGAACGUUCUCCUGUGGCUCACCUUUUAGAUUUAUUUUGGAAUGGAAGUGAUGCCACUGCAACUUAGUGCCACAGUGCAAUCUGUUCUAAGAUUGCUAUCUGAUUUCAAGACUGACCAAUAUGGCAUGCUUUCUACAAUAGUGAAAACCAUUGCACUACAAUGGGGAAAAUCAUGCUCUGAUAUUGUCAGUUUAUAAAGUUAACAGUGUUCUUAAUGAAUUGAUUGGAGACAGUAGGAGAGCAGAAGGCUUAAAUACACACUGUGGAAUAGCUUUGGAAAACUUUUUAUGGGUUGAAGAUUUUGCAUGUGUGUGUGUUUGUGAAAAUUGCUGGGAAAUUUCUGUAGUUCAUUUCAGAGCUUCAGCUACAAAUUGUCCACUGCAGCAUUGGAGGUGACUUACCUUCCAGUAGACUGGCAGUCUCUGCCUAUCACUUUAGAGAUGCUGAUUUAGAUAGAGUGACAAGCGCACACACAUGCACACGCACAAUUUUGUGGGCCGCAGCGAAGUAAGUGAUUCAACUGAUGCAUUUGCUAACCUUAAUUUGACCUGUGUUUACUUCUACAAGAAUAAAUUGUAAUAUAAUAAGGUAGGCAGAUUAUUAAGCUGUGAUCCUCUUACCUUCUGAAUGCUGCCUUAAAAGAAUUGUAAUGAAACAGCUGUAAUGAGGUACGAUUUUUCCAUCACUAUUUCCUCUCAAAGGCAAAUUCCAUAUUCCAAAGUUCUACUUUUGCCAACGUACUUGUGGCUGAGGCAUAAGAACAAUUUCACAUUGAAAGUAAUAUAUACUGCUGCUAAAUUUUGACUUGUUUUAUAGCGAUUUAUAAAACAAAAUCGCUGUGUAAUUGUUGUAAUAAUGAAUUAAUAAGGCUUUAAACCUAGACUGUUCCAGAACAAGCUUACUGCAAUCAGUGUUGUACAUUUAUUGAUCUUCAACAUGCAGUAUAUGAAUUUUAAUACUGUAGAAUGAUUAAGUAGACCUGACUAGAAGUACAGGACCUUCUGAAGAAAAUGUAAGCUCCUUUUGCGUUGUUUUCAAAAUUGUAACUGUAUAAAGUCUUCCUGCUCCCAUUAUUUGACUCCCUAAAAUACCUUCAUAGGGCUUCUCUGAAGAUUCACCAAGUUAAUGGACGACAUGAUGUGGUACUGAGCUCCAUUAUCUGAGACUUUCUCUAUGUCAGUCCCUGCUGAUUAGCUUCUGGUUAGCUGGGUAAGCAGUCACCGUGCUAGCUGACUUCUAGCUAAGCAAGGCAGAGCCCAAAAUUAUCCAGGCUUCCCACUCUUGACUGUCAUGCAAUGAUCAUUUUUAAAAGUCAUAUGGAUUUCAGGUCAUAGAAUCCCAACCGUGUGAAAGCCAGCCAUUCAGCCCAUUGUGUCCGCACAACCUGCUGAAGAGAAUUCCACCCAUACCAACACCGUCCCUGUAACCCUGGCUAAUCCAACUAGCCUGCACAUCCUUGGACACUACGAGCAAUUUAACAUAGCCAAUCCACUUAACUUGCACAUCUUGGACUGUGGAAGGAAACUGGAGC
This is a messenger RNA of Chiloscyllium plagiosum (whitespotted bambooshark), 3758 nucleotides long. RefSeq names its product TNF receptor-associated factor 7 (gene traf7). Gene Ontology annotation, biological process: Notch signaling pathway; ribosomal large subunit assembly. Gene Ontology annotation, molecular function: zinc ion binding; protein binding. The record is from RefSeq and is a predicted model, not a curated record. Gene Ontology annotation, cellular component: nucleolus. NCBI's taxonomy places the organism in Eukaryota, Metazoa, Chordata, Chondrichthyes, Orectolobiformes, Hemiscylliidae.